AUGCCCUGCGGCUUCCGGUUGCGAUUGCUCAGCCCCGCUUCUUCCUGCGCACGUUCCGUCAUGGCGCAGGGGCAGCGCAAGUUCCAGGCACAGAAGCCGGCCAAGAGUAAGGCGGCGGCGGCGGCCUCGGAGCGCAGCCGGGGCCCGAGGAAGGGAGGUCGUGUGAUCGCCCCCAAGAAGGCGCGCGUGGUGCAGCAGCGAAAGCUCAAGAAGGACCUGGAGGUCGGGAUCCGGAAGAAGAUUGAGCAUGACGUGGUGAUGAAAGCCAGCACCAGCCUGCCCAAGAAGUUGGCGCUGCUAAAGGCCCCCGCCAAGAAGAAGUAG
Molecule: messenger RNA, 324 nt
Organism: Pipistrellus nathusii (Nathusius's pipistrelle)
Lineage: Eukaryota; Metazoa; Chordata; Mammalia; Chiroptera; Vespertilionidae
Source: the annotation of a GenBank genome assembly